AUGGCUAACAAGAGACGCCCGAAGAAGGUCAUAGUACCUUACCGGAAAUACGUUGGUGGUCAGGGAUUUGUUAGCAACCGGGGGGCGAGCACGGAGUCCGAAGAUGCCGACAACAAGAUUAUCAAGGGCAGCCGAGCGGAUGGCGACGUUUUUCAUACUCCUCAGGGGACUUAUUACUACGACGUUGACACCGAGUCAGUCAUUCAAAUCAAGCCUCCUACGCCUGCCCCGGUGGCACGUCAGGUGAAUGCCGAAAAUUCGGAGGACAUGGCUCUGCCGUGGGAAAUAUUCGAGCUUGUGCUGAAGCAAUGCGAGCAGGUUGAACCGCAGUUUCUAGCCGUGUGCUGGCACUGGUACGCGAUAUGCGUGCCACUGCUCUACAGGAUACCAAAGCUCUCCAGUGGGAACUUCAGCAAGUUUGUGGACGCCGUAGUGAACAAUCGGAAGAAGCGGCUAGGCGAAAACGUGGUGGAGCUUGACCUCUCCAUGAUAAUCCAGAGCGGCAAGAACUCAUACGUAUCGAAGCUUCUGCGACGUUGUAGUCCAAAGCUUGAGUCAUUUAUCGCUCCGCAAACAAGUUUUGGGUACGCGCCCUUAAUUAGUCUGAAGUCGUGUCGCCAUCUCAGAUACCUGGAUUUGGGGCUGGUCUCCGAAACAGUGCAGCUCGGAGAGCUGUUUUCAGCUAUUAAAGAGUUUCGCUCUCUAACACACCUGUCUUUCCCCCGAAGUUCUGUGGACUGCAAAGGAUUUCGCGACUUCGAGUGGCCCCCGAACCUUCAGUACCUCAAGCUAAGUGGUGGAAUCACCAAUGAGUUCGUGCGCGAAAUCACAUUCCCGCGCACUAUUAAGAAACUGGAGUUUGCAUUUUGUCCGCAGAUAGAUGAGCACUCAGUAUACACAGUUCUAGCUAAGAUCGGAGACCGAUUAACACACUUACACUUUCAUUAUCCAAUGCCAUCUCUCCAGGGGAGUUCGCUAGACGCGGUGUUCCGGUACUGCUCAAACCUCCGGGUCCUUCAGCUGCCAGUGGACUAUUGCUCCAAAUGGGCCUUUUCAGAAUAUAUGCUGACCCCCUUGCCCAGCCCGCGUCCUCUACGUACACUCAUGCUCGAAUGCAGUGGAAAUUUGGGACAAGCAUUCAAGGUUCACCCAGAUGAUAUUACGAUAGCUUUGGCAGAAGAUAGACUGCCAAAUCUGCGGACCUUACGUGUUUCUUCAAAAUUAGGUUGGGAUCUGAAAGGUAGCGACGUUAACGAUCUGAUUUCUUGCUUAGAAGAUCAGUAUGCAGACUUUCGUAUAUCUUAUUUUUAA
This is a messenger RNA of Lachancea thermotolerans CBS 6340, 1311 nucleotides long. RefSeq names its product Pfu1p (gene PFU1). The transcript has a single exon. The coding region runs from base 1 to 1311 and encodes 436 amino acids. The record is from RefSeq and is a predicted model, not a curated record. Lineage: Eukaryota; Fungi; Ascomycota; Saccharomycetes; Saccharomycetales; Saccharomycetaceae.